Molecule: messenger RNA, 561 nt
Organism: Helianthus annuus (common sunflower)
Lineage: Eukaryota; Viridiplantae; Streptophyta; Magnoliopsida; Asterales; Asteraceae
Exons: 1
Coding region: 1-561 (186 amino acids)
Source: RefSeq, a predicted model, not a curated record
AUGGAUAUCCUAACCGAUUGUGGGCAGCUUGGAUGUCGAUCAAGUGGUUUUCCAAUGGAGAAAAAUUUAAAGCUUGAUAAAUGUCUUGAGAGUCACAAGGCUGACGCCCCUCUUUAUAGGCGUCUUAUCGGGAGACUGUUAUACCUUCAAGCCACACGUCCCGACAUUGCCUAUGCGGUAAAUGUGCUAAGCCAAUUUGUCUCCGAUCCCAGAGAUGAACACAUGAAUGCAGCUCUCCGCGUGCUUCGUUGCAUAAAGUCUACCCUUGGUCAAGGUAUAUUUAUACCGAAGGAUAGUGGUCUCACGCUUGUUGCUUAUUGUGAUGCGAUUGGUUGGGUUGUCCUUUCACUAGACGCUCGCGUACGGGUUAUUUGCUGCUUUUGGGAGGUGCUCCGGUAUCUUGGAAAACAAAGAAACAGUCAGUGGUUUCUCGUUCCUCGGCGGAAGCAGAAUACCGUGCUAUGGCUACUACGGUUAGUGAAGUUCUUUGGAUCCGUUCACUGCUCAAGUAUCUUACGGUUGACUUACAGGAUGCUACGCCCCUCCACUGUGAUAAUCUAG